AUGGAUCAAUCAUAUUCAGAACCAACGUCUCCUCUUCAUUAAUCUAUGACUCUAAGAAAAUUGAAGCAAGAGAGUGAAAAUUCUAAAAAUAUUGAGAGAUAGGAAAAUAAACUACUUAAUGUAGUCGGCUCAUUAAAACAAAAUAUCAAAGGUCCAUUAGGAAGUGGGGCUGAGUAGAACAGCCGUGAGAUGUCAAAGAAAAGUAAGACUGACAUUUUUAAGCCGAAACAGCAGUAUGAUGAAGUCUAAUAAAAUAAAGACAAGCUACUUGGCAAUCUCAAUAAACUCAAUUCAAAUCCAUUAGAAAUUGUUAACCUUAAUCCACUUGCUCAAGGAACAAAUAAUAGAAUCAGUUUUAUGGGAUUGGGAAAAUCGAAAGUUCUGGCCAAAGGUUUGAAAGAAAGAUUAUUAAAAUAGAUGCAGGAGUAAUUGAAUCAGAAUACGGAAAGAUCAAACGAUCAAUCAGUGAGCAACUAGACUAGCAUUACACCAAGAUAAAACAGCAAUUUUCCUCAUUAGUAAUCUAACUCUGAUAAUAGCUAAGAACUUUUAUAAACUGAAGACGAAAAAGCUAAAUUAAAAAACAUAAUGUCUUUAUUCACAAAAUAGACUGAAAAUGAUAAAUAAAAUCCCUUAACUUUGAGAAGAGGCACAAGCACAGGAAGAUAAGACAAUCAGGCUUAAUUAACAUCUCAAAGCAAAGCAAAUCCUUUAGAUUCAUCUAGGAUAUUAGGUACUGUAGUACGAAUCCCGAAAAACAAUUCCAAGACGAGUAUGAUAGACAUAUUUUGGAGAGCUAACUCGAAGCAGAAUAAGAAGAACUAAGGAAAAAGGUAUAAUUAUCUACUUAAACUUAUUUAGGCUGAACUUGAAAAGGCUGAAAAUGAUAAAAAGAAAGAAGAAUUAGAUGUUAGUAUAGAGCUUCCUGAUGAUAAGGAAGAGAUAGAUGAACUUUUGGAGAACAGGGAUUAGUCUGAGGAGGGAACUCUUUUUUAGUUAAUUUUCUUUGCUUUCUUCAUUGCAUUCUUUAUUCUAGAAAUCAGACUAGAUUCUAGCACUGGUAUGGGAAGAUUGAUUGGAACAAACAUUUUCGAUACAUAUCUAAAUGCUACAUCUAGAAACACCGUAAUGAAUGUGAGUAAUGAGGCUGAGUUGCAGCAAAGUAUAUAUUUCCUCAUUGAUGUCCUCUAUACUGAUGAGCUGUAUAACCCUAACGAGUUUUUGGAAUUGCAUAGUUAUAAUCACUAGCAAGCCACAGAUGAUGUAGCUAAUGAUGAUACUACUUCAGAUACUUAAAGCACAAAUAAUAAUCCACCUCUCUAUGUUGUGAUGAUUCAGAAAUAUAACUAUUUCGCAGGAAUGAGAAUUACAUCACAAUAUGCGAAUCUUGAUUAAACGAAUGAAGAUUUCCAGGAAGUAACUCCUCUUAGAAGAUCUAAUUUCUACUCCGAUCCAAUGUCUACCUAUGGAAAUUUUAAUAAGACAAAUCCUCCAUUUACUUAUUCAGGUGAAGGAGGCUUUAAUGAUAAAGGAGGGUUUGUUAUGUUUUUUAAAGGAAAUGAAACUAGAAAUCAGUCAAUGAAUUAAUUUACAGAAAUGAUUUAGAAUGGGUGGUUUAAAUAAAUCAUAAUAAAGAUGCUAUUGUUUAGUGGCUUUUUUAUUAUGAUGAUGAUUUUAUUUUUCAAGACUCUUUUCAUAACGGUGAAUGCGAUAAAGCUGUUUUUUGUUAGAAAAUCAUUUGAUCUAGCUUGGUACACAUAUAUUGAUGUGAUUGUAGUAGGCCUUUGUGUGACUUAAGCUACUUAUUGGUUUUCGAUAUUUAUGAAUCAGAGAGAUUAAUUUUAUUUGCCGUUUAAAGAUGAGGGGGAUUUCAACAAAUGGAGUUUAUUUGCCUUAAAUAUGAAGAUAUUUUUUGUAUUGAUUCUUGGAAUGUCUGCUAUGUGUGUAAGUAUUGGCUUCUUUGGAUAGCAUGAGGAGAGAUUCAUGAAUGCAAAUGCAUCCAUCAUGACUCUGUUUCAAAUGAUGUUUGGAGAGGUUGAAUUCUAGAAAAUAAAUGCAGCUAAUUCUUUCCUUGCUCCUAUCUUCUUUAUUUUGUUUAUUUUAGCUUUCUUCUACAUUAUAAUCAACUUCUUCUCGGCCAUUAUUAUGAGAACUUAUGAUAACAUGAGGCAAAGGAAGUAGCUAGUCACUGAGGCAAUGGCUGAGAUUGUUGCCUAAGAGGCAAAUCAGCACAAAGAAAUCUGGUUGAAUUUGAUAUGUUGUAGAAUCAAAUAGCCAAAAUAACUGGCUGAGGACGAUGAAGACAAUGAUGAAGAAAAUAGAAAUCUCAACUCAAACAACAAUGUUGAUACUGACUCUGAAGUGAACAACCCAUCAUUGAGUGCUAAGAUUCAGUAUAAUCUUAACUAAGUACGAAAACUACUUUCAGGAUAAAAUCAACUCAAGACUCGCGAGUAAUUUGAGGAGGAACUCAAUAGGACAAAGAUAGCCAUCUUAAAACGCAAGAGACUCGAGAAAAUUAAGAGAAAGUAGCAGUUUACGAAUCCUACAGAUGUUGAAAGCUUCAUAAAACUCAAAGAAAGUGUGAUCUACUCCAUAUUCAUUAUAGUAUACGUUACCAUGCUUCUAUAUUAGACUAAUAAUAAAACCUCCUAAUAAGCAAGUUCUCCCAUCAGAAAUCUUCUAUUCUUUAAGAAAUUUGAGCAGCAUAAGAAAUAUCAGGAUAUGGGGUUAAAAGGAAGCAUGAUUGGAUUUUAAUAAAUUUCAAAUCCAGAUGACAUCUUUGACUUUGUGGGUGAGAUUAUUUUUCCUUUCGUAUAUGCAAAUGAUACCAUUAUGCAGCAGAGCAAUUUGGGAGUGAGUGAAAGUUACAUCAGAUUUACUUUUAGAUUCAUCAAUAACACGAAAAAUGAAGAUUAAAAGACUAACUCAGUUUUCCCAGGUAAACUUAAAACAUAUGAACUUGGCAAAUCUAAACCGAACAGUGAUGAAAUUUAAAUACCUGUAUUCACCACGAAAAAUCAAUAUAUUGACAUGGUGUACAACAAUAAUCGCUAGCCAACUGAGACCUUCAUGGGAAAUGGGGGGUAUCCUAUCCUGUUGAGCAAUGAUACUGAGGAUGGUGGGACUCUAUUUGAUAUGCUAUAUGAAGAGGAUUGGAUGUACUACGGGCUGUCACAAUUGGUAGUAGACUAUGUAGUUUAUAAUCCAAACUAUUAGAAAUUCAUAUACAAUUACAUACUUUUUGAGAUUGAUGGGUCUGGCUUCGUCAAACCUUAUAGUGCUUCAUCAACCUUGUACCUGAAUCAUUGGGUUUCAGCUAAUAGUUUUGUUAUCCUUUUAGAAUUAUUCUAUCUAGCCUUUACUUUAUACUAUUUUCUAAAACUUGUUAGUGCUUUCAAGUAAACAUGGCUUGAGGUAGGCCUAGAAAUUGAUAUAAAGUAUAAGACUCCUAAAAAUGCGAGCAAAUGUUAUAAUAUUGUUAUUUGGUUCCAAAUCACGAUAAAAAACAAUAUUUCUGAAGCUGAUUUUAAGUCUCAUUUGAUUGAAAGGGCAUCUGGGUUGUCGUUCUUACAAGAUGAUUACAGACUACUAGCUCACUUUAAUAUUUUCAUUACUUUUAUGAGAAUCCUUUAAUUUUUUACAUUCUCAAAGAAACUAUCUACUUUCUCAGAAAUUAUUGCCUCAGCUUGGUAUGAUAUCAUAUUUUUUGUACUAAUGUUUGCUGUCGUAAGAUUAUUAACUUAAUUAUCACCUUACUAGAUACUAUUUGGAUAUGCAGUAGCAGGUUAUUCAUUAUUUGGCUCUUCAGUAUUUGAUUUCAGGACAAUAUUUAUGUCAGGUUUCAGACUUUUCAGGAUGAUUUUCAUUGAUUUGAACUACACUGAGCUAUAUUAGACAGACUCUGUCAUUUUUAAAAUAGCCUUGUUUAACAUGUUUAUUGCUAUUAUUGUCGCUCACUAUAAUGAGUUUAGAAGACUUUCAAUUGAAGAAGAGAAUGUUUCAUUCUUCUAAGUUAUUGCCCUUAUACUUAAGAACAAUUUAUUCAAGGGAAAUAAUGAAAAUGGCAAAUGCAAAAAAUAUUGCAAAUGCAUUAAUUAAGAAAAACUACAAUUAUGGUUAUUUGGUAGUGGUGAGAAGAAUAAGAUAGGUGAUAGCAAAGUUUAGAACAACCUUGAUGAGGAAAAGGUUAAUUAAGAAAAAGAAGCAUCGAAUAUUGGCCAAAUAUUAAGAAGAUUCAGCAAACCAGAGUACAAGGAUAAUUAGCUGUCAUAUGGUAUGAAGACCUAUUUUGCUGAUAGAAUAUUGGGAAGUGGAACUAAUUUGAUGAAUGGCUAAUAGGAUGAACAAAUGUAGCAAAGAUAAGUAAAGAAUAUUUCAAUUUUCAAAAGAAUCGAAGAAAUUGGAUAUAAUAGCCAUGAUAUGCUUAAUUCAAACCUUUGGCUUUACUUUUUGGAGGAGAGUUUAUUAAAAUUAUCAUAGAGUAACAUUUCACUCUAUGAUUUGUAAAGUGAAAAUACCAUCUUUACAGAAAGUUUCGAAAGUAUUAAUCCAGAUCAAAUGAGCUCAUUUAUUAAGGAAUUUCUUUCGAUCGAGAGAAGUAAUUUUAAUGAAAGGAAAAAAUUCAUUUUAAAAAGAACUAGGAAUAACAUUAAGGCUAAAUAUGAAAUAUGGAAGUCAUUAGAUAUAGAGAAAAUGAUAAGAUUUAUACAUUCUCAUGUCUCAGAUCCAGGCAUAAAACUGAUAAGGAUACUUAAUGGCUUGGCUGAUGCUGAUACAGAUUGGAAUACUCAGGUAUUCUCUAUGAAGUUUAAUAGAGUUACUAAGUUCUAGCUUGAACUUUGGAACUAUGUAUUCGAUGUAAAUGAAAAAUAUCUACUUUGGUUUGAGCACUUUAAUGCGUAGGAGAGAUAAUUAAAAAGAUAGAAAAAGAUAGCUCAGGGCAAAACCCAGGUUAAUGUGAAUCUUACUCCAACAGAAAUAUAAAAAAUAAGAGACUAAAUCUAUAAUUCCAAAACCAUGCUUUAUAUCUGGAAUCAGCUUAAGAAAAGGCACUUUCAACUGCCAGAAAAAUAAAAACAUAAACGUGGCGCUUAAGCUGACUAGGAAGCCGGUUAGAGUAAAUAAAAAAGGAAGAGUCAUACCUUGUCUAGAAAAGAUUAUGUAGAUAUGCUAAAAUCAAUGUUUAGACUGAUGAUUGGUGGCCUUUCAAAUGAUAGGCUCAAAAUGAUUCAAAGAAUGCAGCAAAAAGAAGGAUAAAAAUAGAAAUUCGAAAUAUAUAAGAAAUUAAAGGAUGAGAUAUUUGAUGAAUCUGAAUACAGGCUAAGUUUAUGGUUACCUCUAAGUAGAUAAGAAAAAUUAGAUAUGAUACUUCAUCAGAGAGUGGAGGAGGAAAUGGAGAUAAUGAUAUUUAUGCUAGAUGAGGAGCUAGAACAUACUAAGAGUAUUAAGAGCAAUUAGGAAGUAGAUGUUGAAAUUGAAAGAGCCUUUGAUCAAUAGAUUUUCAGCAAAUAUAUCCUGUUCGCAAAACUAAUGGCCACUAGGAAAUCAGUUGAAAUGUGCCAGCUAAGAUUAAAUACCAUUAAUGAUGAAGACGAAUCAUUGAUUUAGUAUGCAGGCUAUCUUCAUUAGAAACUUAAAGAUUGUGAAAGUAUUUUAUUACAACUGAAAUAGGAGUUGGCUAAAAAAUAGAAAGCUAAUGAGAAACUUGAAAAAGAGAGAGAUUUAAGAAUUUUAGAGAAUUAACGCAGAAAACAUCAUCAUUAGAAAUUCGACAGUAAAGAUAAAGGAUCUGAAUUUUCAAGAUCAAUGUACAGAAAAAGACAAUCUUUGAGAAGACUAGGAACAAGGUCUAUUAAAUCAAGAGGGUUUUCCAGCAAAAAAGGAGAUAACAAAAAGUUCUCAGAUGCCAUAAAUGAUCUUAUGGAAGAGUCCUCAUCUCUAGAAACAGACUCAUAGGUGGAGGAUUCCUCCAUUGGAGAAGACGAUAUUGAUUAUGAUGGAGACGGGCUUUAUGAUGAGGAAGAGGUUCAUAAAAGAAGUCAGGAUAGUUAAAUUUAUGAGGAAACCUCGGAGCAUCAACACGAUGAUUAGUACAGCUCAUUUGAUGUAAGGUAGAGUAGAAACAGCAAAAUGGAAUAGACAUUUUCGCAUCCCUUAGUUGAAAGUUAUUGGUCAGAUCUCUUCUCCUCAGGAGAGAGACUCGGGUUUACUGCUUACAACUUAGUAUCAUCCUACUUAAACUUCAUUCUUUCCCAGACUUUCAAUACCAAUAAUAGCUAAGCAUUUAUAAAUUAGUACUUUGUUCAGACUGGAACAGUAAAUGCCGUGUAGAAACUGUCAAAUCAAGGAUUAAACGUAAAGCUCUCAACUUAAGAGUGGGCUUAUUUGAUAUUUGCAGUAUUAUUAACGGCUUUUACCACCACUGACACAGGCUUAAGUUACUUUGGUAUGGUGGCUAAUAUAUUUUACAGUUACAUUUAUCUGAGAGAUCCAAACAGCUACAACUCAUCCAACAAAUUCGAUGCGUAUCUCCCUAAAAUCUUGCUUGGAUUUAAAUAGUAUACUUCAGGAAGUAUGUAUGCAAUGAUUGGCUUUCUUGCUGCUGCCUCUAUUUCAGCUCUGUUCAUGAAUGUUCCAAUUCUCAUAAUUUUAAUUGCCAUAUAACUCUUGCCAAGAUUCCUUUAUCAUUAUAUUGUUGGCUAGAUCGCUGCUAAUUUCGCUUUAUUAUAUGCUGUUGAAUAGCUGAUUUGA
Stylonychia lemnae is the source of this 6753-nucleotide messenger RNA. The record is from the annotation of a GenBank genome assembly. Lineage: Eukaryota; Ciliophora; Spirotrichea; Sporadotrichida; Oxytrichidae.